Molecule: messenger RNA, 696 nt
Organism: Gilbertella persicaria
Lineage: Eukaryota; Fungi; Mucoromycota; Mucoromycetes; Mucorales; Choanephoraceae
Product: nucleotide-diphospho-sugar transferase
Exons: 3
Coding region: 1-696 (231 amino acids)
Cellular component (GO): endoplasmic reticulum membrane
Source: RefSeq, a predicted model, not a curated record
AUGUUGGAAGAAACAGUAGAUUAUCUCUUGUCACAAAAGGAUUUAACAUUUGAAAUCAUCAUUGUCGAUGAUGGCAGUCAUGAUAAUACUAUCCAAGUGGCACUAGAAUUCGCUAAACAAUAUGAACAAGUGGAUAUUCGUAUUUUGGCAUUAGAUAAAAAUAGAGGUAAAGGCGGUGCUGUAACUCAGGGCAUGUUGGCUGCUCGAGGUGAAUUAUGUUUAAUGGUAGAUGCAGAUGGCGCUACUCAAUUCUCUGAUCUUGGUCAACUAUUAAAAGAAAUCAAAAAGAUUGAGAAGAAUGGUUAUGGUAUUGCUAUUGGAUCAAGAUCUCAUUUAGUGACAACAGAGGCAGUAGUGAAGAGAUCCUUUAUUAGAAACUUUUUAAUGCGUAGUUUUCAUACACUCGUAUUUGUACUUGGUAUUCGAGGCAUAGAAGAUACACAAUGUGGAUUUAAAUUAUUUACACGUAAAUCAGCACAAAUCAUUUUCCCCAAUAUGCAUGUCGAAAGAUGGAUAUUCGAUAUUGAGUGUCUUAUGAUUGCUCAAAUACAAAAUAUGCCUAUUGCUGAAGUUCAAGUCACCUGGCAUGAAAUAGACGGUUCCAAAGUUAAUUUGAUGAAGGAUUCAAUUAACAUGGCUCUUGACUUAUUACUCAUUCGAAUGAAUUAUGUAUUUGGAUUUUGGUCUGUCAAAUAA